CCUCGCAGAACAACAGCCCGGCGACGACGCCAUGCGUUGGAAGUGCGCGCAGACUCGAGCUGGGCAGAGAAUCUAGACUUGCAUCAAUCCAAACAACGUUGGCUGAAAAUGGCGUGUCUAGCGUCGCCGCAAUCAACCAAGUGACCAACUUCGUGAUCAAUUGUUCAACGACUUACACGCCCCCUGGCUGUGCUAGCUUUCCCUUCUCGCCACCUCCUCGCACGCAAUCUCAACGCGCAGCACCGCCAGCCCGCUAUGGAGUCUACCCUCAAGUGCAACGCGCCGGCAUGCAGAAUCGACCUUGAGGGCAGAGCCCUUGUCACCAGCUGCCUCCAUGUCUUUUGCCUGGGCUGCGCCCAAGGCUGCGGCCUGUGGACACAAGAAAACCAGCAUAUUGGGCCAUGCCCAGCUUGUCGGGCUACUCCGGAACUUGUCAGCGUCGUCAACCUCAAGCCGACCGACGACGACAAGGCCAUCCUUCUCAGAGGCCUGAGCCCAGCUGCCAUGAUUGACUGCGUCACAUCGGCCCUCUACUUCUGGGAGUACCAGAUGGCGCAGGAAACGUUCGGCAUAGUCAUGUCCCGCCCAGUUGUCUGUAGAGAUCCGUCACUAAGUUUUAGCCCAGAGCCUACCAUCGCUACAUGUCGGAACGCUUGUAUGACAGGUGCACGGAGUCCAGAGACGAGCUGGAGGAGGUUACGAGGGAAAAGGACCGAGAAAUACAAAGGCUUUUCGAGAGCCUCAAAGCCAUGACAGCGGAACGAGACAGCGUGCGGCAAAAGAGCGAAGGGCUAGCGACCAUGCUCAAGGAGAAAACCAAGAAGCUUAUGCAGUCGCAAGAGCUCUAUGCUGGACUCAAACGAAGGGCAAGGCUCGACCAGCUUCAUGACGCUGCUAGCGAGGCUGCGGACUUGGGUCUCGACCGCGCUGCUGUCACCGGCCCGGCUCCGCUGGCAAGCCGCACGUUGUCUGCCUUUUACCCCAAGCAGACAGAGCCAGGCUACCACAAUGCUGGACGCCGCGAGAACAGAUCACACCCGUCCAUGCACCCGGGCCUUUGCAAAGUUUCGCCCCGGCACCUCGGUGUCCCUCAGUUCAGUGACCAACCGCCCAGGCGCACUCAAGGACUUGCCGCGACCCCUAUGGACCGCACUACUAUGAAUGACAGGUCUGGUAUCGGAUUUUCUGCUGUGCCAGCUUUCACGGGCAGUAGCUCCCAGCUUCACAAUAGUGGGCAACGGUUCGAUGAUUCCCGCGGCUUUACCCAUCAUGCUCCCUCCGGAAUCGGCGCCGGCUACGGACUCAACAACCAGAGGCCCGGAGGCCAGGUAAGGGGAAGUAUCGCAGUCUCAAAUCUAGGGCCCAGGCCACCUGUCUUUGCUCCAUAAUCGCUCGAUAUAGACCACGGUGAAGGUUCGGAGUGUGAAGGGCACCGGACCUGACAUCGCAGUGGGAAAGGAUUGCCAAGUUACCACAUACAAGACCUCGCAGUUGAUGAGGAUUCUCCAGUCGCUACACGAACAAUUUCAGAUUAUUCGCUCUACCUGCCGAUCUCAUGGUGGAUAAGGAAUAAGCUAGCUCAAUUUCAUUAGCUAUCCCAUUAGCUAUCUCAAUGCCAUUAGCUUGCUC
This is a messenger RNA of Gaeumannomyces tritici R3-111a-1, 1629 nucleotides long. RefSeq lists its product as hypothetical. Bases 642 to 1388 code for a protein of 248 amino acids. The transcript has 5 exons. The record is from RefSeq and is a predicted model, not a curated record. Lineage: Eukaryota; Fungi; Ascomycota; Sordariomycetes; Magnaporthales; Magnaporthaceae.